Messenger RNA from Cooperia oncophora, 147 nucleotides. NCBI's taxonomy places the organism in Eukaryota, Metazoa, Nematoda, Chromadorea, Rhabditida, Trichostrongylidae. The record is from the annotation of a GenBank genome assembly.
AUGGAAGGUUCUGCAAAGAUGCUUGUAACGGCUGUCGGUGUGAAUUCACAGACAGGUAUCAUCAUGACGUUACUUGGAGCGGCCAAAUCGGUUGCCGAAGAGGAGCGAAAAGCAGCCAAAAGAGAGGGUAAGUUUGGUGGUUUUUGA